Durusdinium trenchii is the source of this 564-nucleotide messenger RNA. NCBI's taxonomy places the organism in Eukaryota, Dinophyceae, Suessiales, Symbiodiniaceae. The record is from the annotation of a GenBank genome assembly.
AUGGGCUGCGUCCAAGGCGCUGAGGUCGCACGACCAGAUCCUCCAGUCCGGGGACCUGCUAGUGAUCCAGGUGCAGGUUCCAGCACCGUCGUCCGAAAGCCUCCUCCCCCUGCUGUGGACGUGAAUAGUAUCGUCGUACCGGAAGGAUUCAUCCAUCCUCGAAGUCUGGCACGCUUUGAUCCCUUUCAGGAGGAGCAGCCAGAUUGGAGGUGGGAAAAGGACGAAGGACAAUGGAGAAGCUAUCCCUUGAAUGACUCCAUCGAGCUGGACCGGUACUGGCAAGUGUUUGCAAAGGCUGGCAACGAGGGUGGUGAAACGAAAGCAAAGCUGAAGCUUCUCAAGACUGACGUGGCUGCUUGGCGGCAGGAGGGCCCUCAAUUGCGUAGCUUCCAAGCCUCAAAUCUCUAUGAUAAACGAAUAAAACUGUCUUUGGUAGCAGCAAGACAGUGUCAACAGAGUGCUUUUUGCAUUGGCUACUUUGCACUUGUGACCACUACUAGAAUGCUGGUUCGUUUGCUAGCAGUGCUGUCCUACCGUGCCAAGCAUAGAAAGACACAAACAUGA